Molecule: messenger RNA, 1746 nt
Organism: Penicillium waksmanii
Lineage: Eukaryota; Fungi; Ascomycota; Eurotiomycetes; Eurotiales; Aspergillaceae
Product: potassium channel family protein
Exons: 2
Coding region: 1-1746 (581 amino acids)
Biological process (GO): potassium ion transmembrane transport; stabilization of membrane potential
Cellular component (GO): membrane
Molecular function (GO): potassium ion leak channel activity
Source: RefSeq, a predicted model, not a curated record
AUGAGGACGAAGGGUGCCUUCUGUUCUAUGGCUGUUAUGUUCAACAUCUGCGCUCUGGUAAAUGGAUGGCAACAGAGUGUUUCAGCGGACGGGGCCACUGGGCUCAAAGCAACUUCAUUGGCUCUAUCUACAGCGACUUAUAUGAUAUACCUACUCACUAUGAUUCUCCACGUCGAUUCAAUAAUAGGAUUCAUGGUGACAGUCCUCGGUUGGCUCGCCUCCGCGAUUAUUCUGUUCAGCCUCAUCGGCAUCGAGGUCCACCGGCAUCGGCAGGCCGAAGGCCACCAAGCUUUGGCAUAUACCCAAAACUUUUUCGCUGGGAUCAUAUCCGCUAGUCUCUACUUUUUGAUAGCACUCCUACUCUCAAUCUACAUGGUCAGCGUGAAGGUGUCCCCUUUAGGUCCAACAGACAGGCGAAAAGUCGAAUGUACAGCGAUCGUGCUCCGGGCUAGCACUUUGGGCAUUCUGCUUCUCGGUGGAGCCGCCGUAUACAGCACCAUUGAAGGCUGGUCGUUGAUAGAUGCUCUAUACUUCACUGAUUACACUCUCCUGACCAUCGGUAUUGGGAAUAUAUCCCCAAAGACUCAUCUAGGGCGCAGUCUGCUGUUUCCCUACGCCACUUUAGGGAUAAUUAGCUUGGCAUUUUUUAUAACCGCUGUGGCCUCUUUUACGGAUCAGAUGAGAGAGUUGAAGCUCAAGUGGAAGAUCGAGGAAACUCGAAGACAAGUUGAUAACGCAGAUUCUUCGGGUAACACCUUCGAUGCUCUCCCAACAGCUGAAGGAGACCAAUCACAAAUCCCUUCCGUCAGUCGCGUCAAUGGCGAAGAAAUCCUCAGAGCACGCAACGUGAAAUCUGCAUUCUAUCGAAGAAGGAGAUGGGCCGAGCUGGGGUUUUUCUUAGCUGCAUGGUUUAUUCUGUGGCUCGUGAGUGCGGCUAUUUUUUGCCAAUCUGAGAAAGAAAAUAAGUGGACCUAUUUCGUGGCUCUAUAUUUCACCUACACAUCCCUCACCACGAUUGGAUAUGGGGACUAUUUUCCCACGAGCAACUUCGGCAAGGUCUACUUCAUUUUCUGGUCAUUACUGGCCAUUCCAAUUCUAACAAAUCUGGUCAAGGCCAUAGGAAGUGUAUUUCACAUAUGGCUGAUUUUCUGCUCUACUUGGAUUUGGCGACAUGUAUUUCGUAGAGGGCGCGCCAUGCAGCAUCAUAACCAUGAACAUGUGUAUCGUUUAUUAGAUACAUCGGGCUUGAUUGCGACGAAGAAACCCGCGAAACCGUGGCCAGGGGAUUCUGAUCUCAAUACCGAGAGCCGGAUCCGGGGCUAUUCAGGCACCAGGCAAGGCUCGCCACCUGUGCAGGAUAACUAUACGCGAAGAGACUUACAUGGGGACGAGCAUUGUUGGAUCAUAUCUCGGAGAGCUUCGACGCACUAUCAGCUGUUACUUUCAGAAGAGAUCGGAAACCUCAUUUCUAUGACGAGGGGUGAACAUCUUGAACAUCAGGAAGAGCUCUGUUGCACAUGGUCCAGGGUCAUACCCCUGCUUCAGGCCAAGGAAGAUGCUGGUCGCCUGCCUGAGCUCACGCCACUGUUCGCAUCUGCAAAGUCUGAACACAUGACGAUGGGGAUGCUGAAGGACCCCAAGAAUGAAGCAUCAGAGAGGAAUGCUGAAAUCUCAUGGAUGCUAAACUUGUUAGUGGAGAGGCUUUCUUCAGAAUUGCGGAAGGAGCUUUCUGAGGUGGUUCAAUGA